Molecule: messenger RNA, 1117 nt
Organism: Perca fluviatilis (European perch)
Lineage: Eukaryota; Metazoa; Chordata; Actinopteri; Perciformes; Percidae
Product: galactose-specific lectin nattectin-like
Exons: 7
Coding region: 115-597 (160 amino acids)
Molecular function (GO): signaling receptor activity
Source: RefSeq, a predicted model, not a curated record
GAUCUUGCAGCACUUUCAACACGCUUUGAUAAACUAUAAAGACUGGACAUUUUCUAUCAGUGACAGUCAUCAGCUUGUUGUUCUCUCUGUCAGCCAAUCAUCACCUCAGCAAAGAUGGCAUCAGGCUUUCUGUUUGCUUUGUUGCUCUGUUUGUCCAUCGGACUGUCAGCUGCAUCUUGUUAUGGACAAACCUCCUACCCAGGUUCCUGCCCUCCUGGUUGGACUCAGUUCGGCUCUCGCUGUUUCAGUUUCAACAUCCAGGGAAAGAGUUGGAUCGAUGCAGAGAACUUCUGCAACUCUGAUGGUGGGAAUCUGGCUUCAGUCCACUCAGAAGAGGAACAUGAAUUCCUCAGAACCUUCAUUAACCAAGUGACCGGUGCAAACCAAACUUCCUGGAUCGGAGCCUUUGACUCAGUGCAGGAGGGUGUGUGGAUGUGGUCUGAUGGAUCCAUAUUUGACUACAAAAGCUGGGCUUGGGGGCAGCCUGACAACAAAGGUGGAGCGGAGAACUGUCUUCAGAUGAACUACAAGGGAAAGAACUGGAACGACGGGCAGUGCAACAAAAUGUCUCCUUUCUUGUGCUCCAUGAAGCUGUGAGGCCUCCCGCCAUCAUGAUCUCACUACAGCUCAUCUAUAAUCUCUCUCAUUGAUUCACUUUCAGUUUGUUCUGCAGACAGAAACAGCUCUCUGCUGACAGACUCACUUUCACUUGUUUAUUAUCUGAAGAGUUAGAAAACGGUUCACAUUUGAGUUUUAACAUUAGAAGGAAACUGACUCUCUGAGCUGGACAAAAACACAAUCAGUUAUUGGACUUUUAAUAUAGUAAAUAUUAAAAAAUGAAAUACAGAAAACAUUUGAAUACUCUGACAUCUUUUCCAUUUUAGUUUACUGAAUAUUGUCUGUCAGCUCUGUCCAAAGGUAACAACAUCCACCUACCAGACAUGAGUGGUGAUGAUCGUCUCUUCAAAAAUGUCCAACUUGAAAAUAAAAUCCAAAUGUUGUCUGAGCGUUCUGUGAUACAAGACGAGUUUCUGGUGUGUUGGGAUCUUUAUUCAUCUGUUUUCCUUCACUUUAUAAUCAAUAAGCAUUCAAAAAUAAAGACAUAUUGUCACAAACA